UUCCAACAGUAUGCCGACUCUGAAAAUGGGCCAAGAGACCAGUAUUCUGCAGCUACAUUUUCCAAAAGUUGUUAAUGUAACUGAUGGGAAAUGGCAUCGGAUUGACGUGAGAAUAAAAGCCGAGGAAGUUCAUUUCAUGUUGGACCGUUGUAACUCAGCUGUCAUCUAUGAAGCUGAAGGUGUUGGGAAAAAAUUAUUAACAGAAGAUCGUUCUAGUUGUGAAGUUACUGGGUUGAUACAGCAAGACAAAAGGCUUUGGAAUACGCACCCAGUCCUCCAGUUAGGUGGCAUUAAAGAGUCUACUGCUCAUUCAUAUUUGCACCUGCCACACAAGCACUUCAAAGGCUGCCUUCGCAAUAUUAUUUUGGAUAAACAGCUAUAUGAUCUUGAAGCCCCUCUGGAGUCUAGGAAUAGCCUCCCUGGCUGUUUUAAUAAUGAUAUGUCUUGUGAAACCACUGACUGGUCUUCUCCACCAUGUGAGUUGGGCACCAGAUGUACCGGAGAUUCUUAUUUAUCUAAUUGUGCUUGUUCACCAAGUCAUAAGGGACCGGAGUGUGGAAGAGAUGUUAAAGAGUACUUCUUUCAGAGAGACAGCUUUCUACAUCUCCUGUUUCCUCAUGCUCUUCAUAACCAAAGGAUAUUUUUCCAGACUUUGUUAAGAACAAGAGAUGCUAAUGGAAUUAUCCUAAGUUUAACUUCAUUAGACAAAACUGAAUAUAUUCACCUAAAGGUAGUCGAUGGACUCCUAACUGUAUCCUACAAUAUUGGUGAUGGAGAUUUUGUUAUACAACUUCCCGGUCACAGAAUUGAUUCAGGGGAGUGGAAUAUGAUGAUUCUGGAAAGAAUGCAAAAUGAAUUCACUCUCCGUCUAAAUGAAGGAGGUGGACAGAGAGAGAUUACUGAAGCCAGAGGAAUGUACAAGGAAAUCAAAGUGGAUCCUCACAAUGUCAUACUCGGAAGUAGCAAAAUAAGUUUUCAAGGUUGCAUGAAGGAUGCAAGGCUAAAUAACUACAGGCUUCCUAUGGAAAAUAAUACAAAUUCUGUGGUGUCUAUUAAAAGUCAACAUGGAGUCAGUGAGGGUUGUACAUCUGAGUCCUGCAAAAGCAAUCCCUGCAGUCAGCCGUUCAUCUGCACGGAUCUGUGGAUGAUGCAUAAAUGCAGUUGUCCUCUAGGAUACAUCCUUACAGAUAACUCUACUGGAUCCCACUGCAUUUACACAGUGUGUGCUAAUAGUCCCUGCAAGCAUGGCACAUGCGUACCACGGUCCCCAACUGAAUUCAUCUGCCACUGCUUUGCAGGAUAUGAUGGCAUAAAGUGUGACAUCCUACAUCAGACUUAUGAUCCAGAGCUUGGAUUUAGAACAGUUUUUAUCAUCUGCUUUUGCUUCCUGGCACUCACAGCCCUCAUAGGUGGUGCUUUUCUGUGGCUUCACUGCAGGGCGAAGAAAAAGCAACAUGAAGGCGUCUAUCAUGUGUCUGCAUAUAACAAUGAACUGGAAGACACCAGGCAAAAUAUAUUUCAUUACAAUGAGGAAGGAGGGGGAGAAGAAGACCAUGAUGCAUUCAACAUGACAGAACUCCAGUUGUCCCUCCAGAGCAGCCCAGCAGACUCCUUGUGCAGGAAGACUGGAAUGCUAAAUCUAAAUGGCCCCUUCAGCUGCAAUUACGAGUUCUGUGUCAGCCAGAAGGAGCCGUCACAACUCUCUGCAUCAAAACUGAAUUGUUCUUUUACCAGUGGAGAUUUUGACCGAUUUUUCAAUGAUAUAGCUCAAGACAAUGCCUAUAUCCAAGAAAUGCUCUCCCGUGACAGCUUAAAGGUGUAUGACAUGGAAGGAGAGGGGUCACCAGCUGGCAGUCUCAGUACACUGGCAUCAUCUGGAGGAGAUGAAGAUAUGGUGUCUGAGGAUAUGGAAGACUGGGGGCCAAAGUUUGGUACUCUACGAAAGCUCUACUUAUACACCGAAGAGGAUGAUUUGUAGUGAUAUAUACAUAGAACGAUGAAAUACAUCAUAGUGUCAUAUGCAUCUACAAGAAUCUGCAGGCAGAUACAAUAACCCUGCAACAGUCAUCUAUAUAAAGGGGAAAGCUUGUCCCAGUGGUAAAUUUAUCCUCUUGUUUAUUCCAAUGACUGAUUUAUUAAAAAGCGAAAAACCUCAAUGACUCUCUGUUUACGUGUUGUAUGUAAAAAGAAGGAUCCCAAUGUUCAAAUUAAUUUAUCUUUUCUCUAUGUAUUACUGUUUUAAUAGAACUGCUUUUUGAGACAUAGAAUUAUAUGUAUUAUAUGUUACAUUAAAUAUAAAUAUUGUUUAAAGAUAAACCAUUCUUUCCCCAGGAGUCAUAAAACAGAAGACAGCAUAACAUAGACUGAAAAGAGAAAAUUGAUAAUAAUACACCAGAUUUGUUUCCAUGAAAAUAAGAUAAUUUUAUUAUAUCUUCCAACACAGCAUUGUUUAAGUAGGAAUGUCUUAUAUUUCUACAAUCUUAUUAGUUGUAUAGAAAAGGUAGACUUAUGUGUCAACAGUAGCACAUAUGCUAUUGCAGCUGAAAUACGUAUGGGAUAUGUUAUGUACAGGAAUCUCUGAAGACGUUCUUGUCUAUGUUAGCAGAUAACGUGUUUACUGUACCUCAGAUAAAAAAAAACUUCUGCCAACACAACAAAAAAAAUUGUGAUGUAUUCAAAUGUUUGUUAAAAACCUUUAAAACCGUUUAAUCCCCUUAAACCCUUUAAUGUAUUAAAAUCUUUCAAUGUUUCUAGUAAUUCUUGCAGCCCAGAGACAGCCUGUUAUAAAGAUUACACAACACAUUUUGUAUUUAUUGUAUUAAUUAUAAUUUUUUUUUUUUUUUUUUACAAAAGGGAUCUUUGGGCAAACAUUUUUUAUACUGUAAUCUGUAAUCUGAAGUAUGAGAAAAUAAACUGUCACAUAUGUAAA
Messenger RNA from Bombina bombina (fire-bellied toad), 2929 nucleotides. Its product is annotated as putative neural-cadherin 2. Bases 11 to 1978 code for a protein of 655 amino acids. Gene Ontology annotation, biological process: homophilic cell-cell adhesion. Lineage: Eukaryota; Metazoa; Chordata; Amphibia; Anura; Bombinatoridae. Gene Ontology annotation, molecular function: calcium ion binding. The record is from RefSeq and is a predicted model, not a curated record. The transcript has 10 exons.